CUGGAGAAAAAAUAAAAAUAAUAUUAAUAUAGAUUAGUACCCUCCUGAAGUUACUUGACUUGAUUUUAAAGUGCUGCCAAAGGUGGAAGUGUUCUACUCAUUUGUCUGCCAUGAAAGCAAAAUGGAUGACGAACAGAAACCCCCUUACAGGGUGCAAGCCAAAGACAUCACGUCAUCCGAAGCGGAGGCGAUCGCCAUCCGCCCCAUGCUCACCAACGCUGACAGAUACGUGACGGUGCUCCACUCACCCGCCUCUGACUACCACAUCCUGGACUUCCUGGGCGAGGGCACCUUCGGCGACGUGGUCAAGUGCUUCAAGACGUCCACCAGGGAGGAAGUCGCCGUCAAGGUCUUCAAGCACAUCGACGCCCCGGAAGAGUUUGAGAAGGAGGUCAGCACGCUGAAGACGUUAAUGGCCUUUGACACGGACAAGUUCAACCUCAUCCAGUGCAAGAGCAUGUUUGUGGACAGAAAUGUGGACAGAGUCGACAGACUGUACAUGUGUCUUGAGUUUGAAAUGUUAGACAUCAACCUGUGGGACUUCAUGAACACCAGACCCACCAAGUGCCUCCUUGUCAAGGAGAUCCGACCCAUCCUGCAUCAGCUGGCCGUCGGCCUGCAUUUUCUGAACAGUAUUGGACUUAUCCACGCAGACCUGAAGCCCAACAACAUCAUGAUGGUGGAGCACGUCAAUCGGCCAUACAAAGUCAAAAUCAUCGACUUUGGCCUGGCCCAGCACAUCUCCGAGACCAACCAGGGCCGACACUUUCAGAACCGCCGCUACAGGGCUCCAGAGAUCAUCCUCGGUUUGCCAUACUCAGAGGCCAUCGACGUGUGGUCUCUCGGUUGCAUUAUGGCAGAGUUAUUUCUGGGUUCCGCACUUUUCUACAGCACCUGCGAAUACGACAUGUUGAGAAAGAUCGAGCACAUCCUUGGUCACUUUCCACAAAGACUACUGAACAUUGGACUCAACACUCUUUCCUUUUACAAGAAAGAGAGAAGCUACCAUACAUUUCGCUGGAAACUGAAGACGCCCAACGAGUACGGCUUCGUAACCUGCACCGACACUUUUAUCAACUCUCUGGACGACCUUUGCAAGAUCAGACAAGUGGUCCACCUGUCGAACGAGGAUACCACAGCAGAAGCUCAAGACCAAGAGAGUUUUGUGGAUUUGCUAAAACGGCUCCUGAGGCCUGACGCCAGCCAGCGACUGAUCCCCGGUCAGAUUCUCCAGCAUCCCUUCGUCACCAUGGCCGGCCUCGCACUCAGCCACGCCAACAGCUUCUAUCUGAAACUGAGCUGCGAAAUGAUGCAGGCCUGUCAGAAUUCCAGCUUUCGUACUGAAGCCGAUACGUCUCUGGCCCCGCACCACGAGACCGUAAGCACUCAUCCCACUUGGUGGAGCCACGGAGAACAUCCUGAAAUCGUGGGGAUCUCGUCUCGCAUUUCAAGGGGCCUCAAUCUGGACAACCUAACCUCAGAUCCGCAGAUGAUGCUCUCAGAUCGGCUCCGUUUGGUCAGACUUCACAGGUCUCCACCUCAUGAUAAGAUGUACCACAUGGAAGGAAGACCACAACAGAAAGAGGAUCAGGACUCAGUCCAAGAGCAAAGAGGGCGUUCCUCCAUGAUGACCACAGAAGUGGCUAAAUCUGAGCCUUCGUUACAAAAGAGCAACCAGAUGUCUAAAAGUACCGACAGAGAUGGGAAUCGAAACAAAAACCCCGAUAGUGACCAGACACCAAAGGACAUUCCCAAGCAGUUUAACGAAUCUUCAAAGACCAGUAUGGAAACUGCAAAGUCUUCAGUCCCAAGGAGCAUCAAGAAACACAACAAUAAAUGGAAAUGGAAGACGAAGCCAGACAAUGGCCACACGCCAAUAGUAGGAAAGGGAACACUGAAAAGCAGGAGGCCAAGUUCACUCAACACCGCCAGGGACUCACCAAUAACAAAGAAGAGAAAACUGAACCCAAAAGAUGAUGCUAAUACAUCUAACUGGACAAGAACCGAGUCCACGGCUAAAGCUACAGAACCCAGUGUACACACGACUCAUGAUGGCAUCCCGACGCAAAGUCAAACUCCAAAGACCAAGAGGGCACGCAACUGGAAAAGGAGUAAUAAAUCCUCGGGGAAAUCGAAGGCUACCGCCAGCGAGAGCAAAACCAAACCUGCAACCAAAACACAGACACCUUUUAGAACUGCAAACCCCAAUGGUGCGGACACUGACAAAGCAGAAAAAAAGAAAUAUGGGAACACCGCCAAAAAAAAGAAUGAUAAAACCUGACGGUGCCCAAACACUUUAUUACUUUCGUAAGAGGAAGAGAACGUGAUUCACUUAACGUGAUCGCAGUCUGGUUCAGAAGUUCUGAACCUGAGGUGACCAAAGCUUUACCACAGAAGAAAAAGUCAUGUGACUCUACAGAAUCUGAAGAUGAGUUCCUGGAGGAGGUCCAGUCUGUCCAGGGUUACAAUCUCAAUCUGAGUGUAAAGAGUUCACCGACUGACACCGGUGCCAAACGGGUACAGACCUCUCCGCAGCUGCAAAACCCAAUCUGUGACGCGCAGAUGUCAGGUGACCAGAUGCCGAUUCAUACCAGCAGUACCGACGAAUACCCGCAGAUGGCGCAAGAGGAACACGAAGCUUUAUCAACACUGCAUUUAUUAAAUGUGUUGCUCCACCG
Syngnathoides biaculeatus (alligator pipefish) is the source of this 2678-nucleotide messenger RNA. RefSeq names its product homeodomain-interacting protein kinase 3-like. The coding region runs from base 122 to 2281 and encodes 719 amino acids. Gene Ontology annotation, molecular function: protein tyrosine kinase activity; protein serine/threonine kinase activity; ATP binding. The transcript is spliced from 23 exons. Gene Ontology annotation, cellular component: cytoplasm; nucleus. NCBI's taxonomy places the organism in Eukaryota, Metazoa, Chordata, Actinopteri, Syngnathiformes, Syngnathidae. Gene Ontology annotation, biological process: peptidyl-serine phosphorylation; peptidyl-threonine phosphorylation. The record is from RefSeq and is a predicted model, not a curated record.